Messenger RNA from Rotaria socialis, 927 nucleotides. Lineage: Eukaryota; Metazoa; Rotifera; Eurotatoria; Philodinida; Philodinidae. The record is from the annotation of a GenBank genome assembly.
AUGCGAAAAAAGGUUCUUUACACAGAGCAAAAAACAAAGAAAGUUAAAAUAUGGCUAGAUGGAUAUUUAGUUCCACGUACAACACUAAAUUCGGCACGUUUGAUAUCUGCUGGCAAACAUGAACUUGAUGUUGUUUUUUAUUCAAGUAUUGAAGAUAUUAAACCUGGAAGAGAAUUUGAAACAGAUCGAUAUUUAAUUAGUAUUGAAGAAAAUAAUGAUGAUACUCAACAUUGUCCUAGACCGAGCUUUGCUGUCAACGAUCCAACGAUGAGAAAUAAACCAAAAUCAGCAGCAUUUGUACCACCACGUUUAGUACCUAGAUCAGAACCAUCGCCACCAGCACCAAUGGUUACAUUAGAACGACAUAAUCCACAUCAAUGGGGUUAUGCUGGAAUGACGACCGCUAUGAAGCGUAGUGCUGAUGAUAAUGGUGCAGAUAAUUAUUCUAGUCAUCUGCCAAAAAUCUCAAAAUCUUCUCCUUUUAUUCCACCAACAUUUCAUAAACGUCCAAUGAAUCAAUCUGAAGAAUCUCAAGAACAGCUACUUCUACCAAUACGUUCUCUUCCCGCUCAGCAACAACAGCAACCAGGCUUACUAAACGAUGCACUUAUUUCUCGAUUAUUCAACAAUACCCGUUCUCAAGAAAUUAAAUCUUCUCCUGUUAAACAAUCUCCUCAAAUAUCUUGGACAACUUGGGACGAUAAAAAAUCAGAUGACGAAGAUUCUGAUCCAACACCAAUUUAUCAUGAUGAGAAUAUUCUUCAGCAGCCACUACCUACAAAACAACCUCGUAAUUGGCAUAGUUUAGUCAAAUCAGCAGCUCAACAACAAUCAUCAAAUAAUGCAACAAAAACUUCAGAAGUAAUGCCAAAAUUUGAUUUUGGCGAUAGCUCUUUCGAUGCAAUGUUUGAUGAUUUAGACGAAUAG